Messenger RNA from Didymodactylos carnosus, 876 nucleotides. The record is from the annotation of a GenBank genome assembly. NCBI's taxonomy places the organism in Eukaryota, Metazoa, Rotifera, Eurotatoria, Philodinida, Philodinidae.
AUGAAUGUUAAUAUAGAAACGCAUACAGAGAAAUUAAAUGAUGAAACAAAUCAAUGUGAGUCAUCCAUAGAUUCAGAUGAAUCGGCUUCACUUCAAGAAAAACAUACAUUUCGAAGUAUCGUGACUUCAGGAUAUAAAUGGUUGUGUUCUCCUAUUCGAACAUGGUGUAAAAAGACGAAAGCAGCUAAACUAUCUGUUACUAUCGACCAUAGUUUGUUAAAUAACAAUUACAAUCACGUGAACGGAUGUAUGAAAUAUUUUACAUUUGGCGUUCAAUUUACAAAUGGUAUGUUUUGUUUUGCCAUAUUUAUCGUCGGUCUAUGGAGUUCAUUUGAACAGCGAAUAAUCAAUCGUAUGUCUGUUGCAAAACAAAUAUCGCAUGAAUCAAAUUUGAAUAUAUUCAACCAUAUUGGUAUUGCUUUAUCUAUUUUUGGUAUUUCAUGUAUCAUUUUAUGUACAAUUAGCAGUUUGGGAAUUAUAAGAGAAAAUUUAACAUUAUUACGCAUAUCACUUACUGGACAAUUUAUUGCAUUGAUAAUAUUCUUUGUUUUGGUAGUCACAUUUUUAGCAGUAGAAAAACAUUUAUCAUAUUAUAUUUCAAAAGUAUUAAUGACAGGAUUAACAAAACGAUAUCAUAUUGACGAUACGUGGAGAAAAAUAUUAGAUAAUCUUCAAACAAUGUAUCAAUGUUGUGGCGUAUUCAUGUUUGGUGAUUGGAAUGACAAUCCCAAUUUUACUUGUACAAGCAAAAAUAUAUUAAUUAGUCCAGAUGCAUGUGCCGUACCUUUUACUUGUUGUAAAACAGGCAAUAAAACAGCUUUGAGAAAGAAACAUCUAGUUGUUAGUGAAAUAUUUCCAAUAGUAUGUUUUUUCUAA